Molecule: messenger RNA, 1488 nt
Organism: Cynara cardunculus var. scolymus (artichoke)
Lineage: Eukaryota; Viridiplantae; Streptophyta; Magnoliopsida; Asterales; Asteraceae
Exons: 9
Coding region: 85-1269 (394 amino acids)
Molecular function (GO): L-ascorbic acid binding; oxidoreductase activity, acting on paired donors, with incorporation or reduction of molecular oxygen; iron ion binding
Source: RefSeq, a predicted model, not a curated record
ACCAAACCCUAACACUAACAUGCACCAACAAAAUUCCUACUGUUCAAACCCUAGAAUUCCUGUUCAUUCUUCACAUAAUUCACCAUGUCUCUUGACAGGGCCGUUGAAAGGGGAAAGGAUUCCUCUUUGCCCCCUAUGUCGAUGGCACUUGUCGCCGUCAGCAAUGGAAAUGGUAAUGGAACCGGACCAGCAACGUCUAACGCCAGCUACCGUCUCCGAUUGAACCCCAAUCAAGAUCACAAGCCGGAUAACUACGAAGAUCUCAGAUUGGAGUUCACUCCCCUGCUUUUCAGCUCUCUGGAGCGAUACUUGCCGCCAAACCUCUUGAAUGUUCCUCGAGAUACGAAGUAUAAAUACAUGCGGGACAUUCUACGUCGUUAUUCGACUGAAGGAGAGCGCACUCGAGACCAGAAGCACAGAGAAUACAGGCAAAAAAUUAUAUCCAAUUAUCAGCCUCUGUACAGAGAACUUUAUACAUUGAACCCUGCAACGUUUUUCGUCCAAUCCUUUGUGAAGGCAUUCAGUGCCAGUGAUAAGAAUAAAGAUGAAAGUAUUAGAAGCAUAAUGUCUGAACCCACUCCAGGAGUCUAUACGUUUGAUAUGCUGCAGCCACGUUUCUGUGAAAUGCUGCUAAGCGAGGUAGAAAAUUUUGAAAAAUGGGUCCAUGAAACAAAGUUCAGAAUCAUGCGACCAAAUACAAUGAACAAGUAUGGUGCCGUUCUUGAUGACUUUGGCAUGGAAUCCAUGCUUGAGAAGUUGAUGGAAGACUUCAUACGACAUAUCUCAAAAAUUUUCUUCCCUGACGUUGGAGGAUAUUCUCUUGAUUCCCAUCAUGGAUUUGUGGUUGAGUACGGAAUGGAUAGAGAUGUCGAAUUGGGUUUUCAUGUGGAUGACUCAGAAGUAACUUUGAAUGUAUGCUUGGGCAAACAGUUUACUGGUGGGGAGUUAUUUUUUAGAGGCGUGCGAUGUGAGAAACAUGUGAAUAGCGAAACACAUGCUGAGGAAAUAUACGAUUACGCUCAUUUCCCUGGACGUGCAAUUAUUCAUCGUGGUCGCCAUCGACAUGGUGCCAGAGCCACCACAUCUGGCCAUAGAAUUAAUUUACUGUUGUGGUGCAGAAGUUCUGUAUUUAGAGAAUUGAAAAAACAUCAAAAGGAGUUCCUAAGCUGGUGUGGAGAGUGCCAACGAGAGAAGCAGGCUCGGCUUCUUCAGUCCGUGGCUGCAAAGAAAAUGGAGUUGCUUCUAGUUGAAGGAGAUGCUGCUUCUUGAAUCUUGAUUAGAAGAUCAAAAACCUGGUAUGUUUUGCAACAUCGUUGUACAUUCAAGUUUCCUUCUCGCAUUUCUGCACUUCAGAUUUUCAUCUUUUGUUAGGUUUCAAAAUCGUGUUUGUGACAGAAUGUUGUUUUGUUAGCACUUAGUGCUUCUCCUUGUGAUGGAAUGUUGUUUGUUAGAAUAUAUAAACCAUAUGUUCUGUGUGGUUCUUAAUUC